Molecule: messenger RNA, 4666 nt
Organism: Cyprinus carpio (common carp)
Lineage: Eukaryota; Metazoa; Chordata; Actinopteri; Cypriniformes; Cyprinidae
Product: inactive ubiquitin carboxyl-terminal hydrolase 53-like
Exons: 18
Coding region: 792-3755 (987 amino acids)
Biological process (GO): sensory perception of sound; protein deubiquitination; response to auditory stimulus
Cellular component (GO): cell-cell junction
Molecular function (GO): cysteine-type deubiquitinase activity
Source: RefSeq, a predicted model, not a curated record
GAUUGAAACACAGCCACCAAAAUGAGUCUCUAGCUGCUCCGUGUCGACACAGCAGAGGAAAGUGUGAGAAAGCAGGAGAAACUCCUCCCUUCGGCGUGCUGCACUGGGACAGAUCGACUGCAGUACACACUGUAUUGUAGAGGAGAGGAGAGAAGAGGAGAGGAGAGGAGAGGAGAGGAGGAGUUUCGAAACCAGCUGGAAAUUCAGGUGCCCGCAGUCAGUCAGUAAACUCAUGCCAGUACUGCACACCGGACUACUGCGGGACCGCUCACUUCACAUUACAGGAUUAUAACUAACUAAAGAAAGAGUGAAAACAACAUUGAGUCAUAAAAGCGAAGGCGCUUUUGGUGUUGUGUUUAUAGUGCACAUCUUCACCGGUGUGUUUUCGUGAGUCGUCUGUCGCUUCCGCUUUUCCGUUCAGCAGUUUGUCGCCGAAAUUCAGCAGGAGUCAAUGGGAUUUUUUGAUACUCAGUAAACUAUUUCACUGGACACUGAAAGGAAAAAAAAGGAAUAUCAGUUACUUAUUGUUCAUGUGAGUGAGUCCUACUCAUCCUAAGGCUGAUGUCCUCUGAGAGCAGUGUCUGAAACAUGGAUGACCCUUUAAAGGUUGACUGAUUCCAGCUGACACCUUCAUAACUAUGCUGCGAGUCUCUCAAGGCCUGAUGGCCACAGUAGGCGCCAACAACCCCCCGAAAUUCCCAACCCAAUUCAGGGAAUGAUCAAACCAUCCUGUCUAGGACAUACACAUCAAGAGACCUCUUACAUACAGGACUGCAGAUAUCCCAAAUCUAAUGGCAUGGGCCAAGUUCUUCAGGAGACCAGGAGGCAAUCUUGGCAGGUCUUACCAGCCGGGAUCUAUGCUAUCCUUGGCCCCUACCAAGGGACUACUAAAUGAGCCGGGACAGAACAGCUGCUUCCUCAACAGUGCAGUGCAGGUUCUUUGGCACCUCGAUAUCUUCAGACGAAGUCUUCGUCAGAUUCCAAACCACUACUGCUUGGGCGACUCCUGCAUCUUUUGCGCUUUGAAGGGAAUAUUCUGUCAGUUCCAGCACAGCCGAGAGCGAGCGUUACCCUCAGAUAACCUGCGUAAUGCCCUCGCCGAAACCUUUAAGGACGAGCAGCGCUUUCAGUUAGGCUUCAUGGAUGAUGCUGCUGAGUGCUUCGAGAACAUUCUAGAAAGGAUUCACCUGCACAUCGCUCCCGAUGCAGAGACUGACGCUUGCACAUCUAAGUCCUGUAUCACUCACCAGAAGUUUGCUAUGGCACUUUAUGAACAGUCAGUGUGUAGGAGCUGCGGUGCGUCGUCCGACCCGCUACCCUUCACUGAGCUUGUGCACUAUGUGUCCACCACAGCCCUCUGCCAGCAAGUCUUGGAGAGGAGAGAUGAAAGGUUUGGGGAGCUGCUUCAAGCCGCCAGCACAGUUGGAGAUCUGCGUAACUGUCCGAGUAACUGUGGGCAGAGAAUCAAGAUCCGGCGCGUGUUGAUGAACUCUCCAGAAAUCGUGACCAUCGGAUUUGUGUGGGACUCAGACCAGUCAGACCUCACCGAAGACGUCAUCCGAUCUCUCGGACCACAUCUCAACCUCUCAGGGCUCUUUUAUCGCGUCACAGACGAGCGUGCAAAGAAGAGCGAGCUGCUAUUGGUGGGAAUGAUCUGUUACUCCAGCAGACAUUACUGUGCCUUCGCCUACCACACCAAAUCAUCCAAAUGGGUUUUCUUUGAUGACGCCAAUGUCAAAGAGGUGGGAUCCAGAUGGAAGGAUGUGGUCACUAAAUGCAUCAAAGGUCACUUCCAGCCUUUGCUCUUGUUUUACUCUAACCCUGAUGGCAGUGCUGUGGUAACAGACGAGGCCCAGCGGACCAACAGCAGUAGCACCCAAAAUAAGAGCUCAGUCAAUGGAGAAGCACCAGGUACUCCUAUACUGGGUGGAAAGAAGUUGGAACUGACGCGAGAGAACUUGACUGCUUUCUUCUCAAAUCAUGGUACUCCGAAGCAGAAGUCUCAGCCUCCCUCUGUGUUCAGUCGGGGCAGUAACCAGACCAGCGGCGGAAGAGGGCCAGUCAAGAUGAACUUUGAUCCGAUUCAGAGUCAACUCAAGGAGAUUUUGCGGGAGCUGCCAAAAGAAGGCCGUCCCAUUAACCUUAUUAAGAAGGACUCAGAUCGGUCACAGACGAGACCAGAAACACUGAGGCACCGAGACUCACCAGAUAAGCCUCAUUCCCGCUCGCUGUCACCUCCGGAGAACGGCUUCAAGCAUCUGGAGUCGCGGCUCUACAGCAGCCAGGGCAGAGGGCCGACGAAAGCCGAGCGCUGGCCUGUUACUAACACACACCACAACCAUGAGCCCCGCUCUCAGUCCCAGCCUCGCGUCCCGCUUCAUCCUCCUGCAGAGAGCCGCUCUCGGAGGCUGGAUGUGGCCAACGGCUACGAUACAGACAGCAGUCAGGACUCCCGGACGCACGGAAACCCUCGCAGCCGGCCGAAUCGAGCGUGGAGGCCGACACGAGAGGCGCUUAACGUCGACAGCGUCCUAAACAGCGAUAAUAAUCAAAACUCCCACAACUCUCGCAAACAGACCUUUAAUCAGGACGGCGAAGAGUCAGCGUGGGGCCGACGAGAAGAACGCAAACCCAAGAGCUUAAUGACCAUUUACGAGGACGAGCAGCGGCAGGACAUGGGCAGCAGGAGCUCGCUGGAUUCAGAGGACAGGGUUAAAUCAAGCGUCAUUCGGACUGAUAACUGGAAAAUCCAGCGCACUGAAUCUGGAUACGAGAGCAGUGAUCGUCUCAGCAGCAGCUCGGCAAACCUGGACUCUCCUGUGGUGGAGAACCUGAGCAACAAAGACAUGCAAUCCAUACCAGAAACACACCUCUCCAGGGAGCCUAACUACCAAAGGAGGUAUGAGGAUUCAAAGGCCCAGAUCCCACCUUCGUCCAUUAUCUACAGUGAACCACAAAAGAAAGCAAACGAUCGUUCCAUGAGUCCUGUUAUUCCAAGAAGACAAGCUUUUCAAUACAACCCUGCUAAGGAGAGGACGGAGAAGGCUGAGAGAGAACGAGCUCGUGCGGUAAACGGGAACCCUGUCUCUCCUUAUUUCACCAAAACCAGCAGUUCAGAGUGGAACAGCUCCGACGAUCUUUCCGGCCCCUUUUCCGAGCAGGAGGAUUCAUCAUCACAUGCUGACGUUCCUCCUCAGGUCCCCUUCAGGACUCUGUCUCACACCGCAGCUCCGCCAGUGCCUCCCAAACCACACAGUCUGAGCUCAGAGAACCGGCGACGAGAUCCCCGUCCACCCAGUCCUCAGCGUCUUCCUCGAAACGGCUCGGCUCUGUCCCAAACCGCCCUGCAGAAGUGGCUGGAAAACUCGGACACGAGCUCCAAGUCUGGCUCCUCUGAUCAGGAGAGGAACGAUCUGUCAGCGAGUGAAGGUGAGGAGAAGUUCUCCAGCUUUCCCAAACCUGCGGCCGGCUCUCCUGUCAUCCCCAGCACCUACUUCUCCGUGGACAGCUGCAUGACAGACACGUACCGUGCCAAGUACCAUAAAAAGAGACCUGCUCUGUACGUGAUGGCAGACUCUAGAGCCGGAGAUCACACCUCGUCUGGUGAAAGUGAUUACGGGGAGAGACCGUCACCGGCUCCUUCAGAAACACACAGCAGAGCCACAGCGCUGCCAGUUCAUGCGUCCAGUAAUAAACCCACUGCUAAAUGGAACGCAGUUUCAGUGAAAGGACUGGAUGAACACGGCUUUCUCUGACAGCAGAUCUCGUCCCCAAACACUCAACGUUCAGCGGCUUUCACUAAAGCUGUGUUUCUACACUGCGGAUGUGUAGUGUGCACUCAAACACAGCGCGUGUGGCAGUAUCAGACAUCACAUUUGCACAAUUUCAAGCCAAAAGAGAACAAUAUUACGUACUGUAUCUUUAAAGAAAAUAUUCCAAAACACUCCAUAGGCUUAAGGAUAUUCGAUGUACUGUAAGUAACAUAAGACUAACAAAACUAACAAAUCUGAAAGAGUAAGAUUGAUUGUCCAGUGACAGUUUGCCCUGUUUAUGAGAAAGUGCUUCAGUUGGGUUUCUGUUCACUGCUUCUGAUUUUCUUAAUGUUUUGAUUGUUUCUGGAGGGAGGAUCUGAUAAAAGAUCUGAUUGUGUCUUCAGAAGGUGAAGCUGCUAAAUGUGAAGCCGUUCCUGUGUUCGAAUAGCAAAAUUGAGCUUAAUGUUUGAUGGCCUUUUUUGUUGUUUUAGGUGUAUAAUACUGUAUAUCUUGUUUUAUCAUUUAGUCCCUGAUCUAGAAUUACAAAGGGCAACUUUACAUGUUUUGACGCUUUUAUCAUGUUGAGCUCAGUUUUGUGCAGAGAAAUGAUCGAGAAGACACUGGAGAUUGUUUGGUCAUUUAUAUGGAAAAAGUGGAAUUUGACUUUAUUUGGGCACAUCUAAAUGUGCUUGUUUUCUUUUCAUAUUUGGGACAAUACAAGUUGUGCAUUUUGUUUUUAUUUGUAUGAUAAUGUUUUAUGUUGCUUGGCAGAACACUGAACAGUGCCUUAUUUUGUAUGUAAAGAUGGGAUAAAGGUGUUUUUAUUCGUAAAAUGUUCACUUUUUCAAUGCUUUUAUAACAUUGUAGCUCAUUUUGGUUAAAAACUUUUAAUAAACUGAUUUAUUUAAGAAUAA